AAAAACUUCAUUAAAGCAAAUAAAGAAGAUUGGGCCGAAGCCCACUUCUGAGUUCAAGAGUACAACAAAAGAGAGGCUUGGAGAGCCCCUUUAGCAAGCCCGUCUGCGAAACAGUUUUUCGAUCGGGGAAGGUGAAAAAACGAAACAUUUGCAAAUUCGGAAGUAAUUGAUCGGAUGUCUUUCACAAUACCGAUGAUGUCUUUAGCCUGAGAUUAGCCUGAAAUUGCUCUGAUGAGCGUUAGGUUGCCGGAGAAAAUCUCGAGUGAGAGGAGCUCCAGAACCGCGAAAGCUUCAGCGAUGAGUGGGGAUCGAAUUGAAGAUUCGACCAUCGAUCCGGUGAUGGGGGCUUCGAGUCUAGGUCCCGAGAAUAUCCACCCAAGCCUGCUACUCGUUUAUCUUUAUUCCAAGCCGCAUCUGUCUUACACACCAGAUGGUUGUUGUCGGUUUGCUCUCUAGCCGGUUGUCGAGAUCGAUUCAUCUUGAGAAGAGGUUUUUGGUAGCGGUCCUAAAACAGGAACGUGUUCCUCGCUGUCCAAAUUGCCCACAAGAUCCCAAGGUAAAAUAUUGAGUGUUAUACCUGACGGAGGUAGACAUAAUGCUUUCCUGAACUUGGCUAUUAUAUCUUUGAACUCUGUAUUUGCAGCUAGGUGAACUGCUUUGUGUAGAGGAAUGAACUCCCACACUUGUUUCGCAUAGGGGCAGGUUAAGGAAAAUGGGAAGGUAUAGCUAUAGCCAGCCGUCCUCAUCAUCAGCGUCCAUCGACAUCACCUCACUUCUCGACGCUGAAGCUCAGUUGUACGCCGAUGAAGCUCAGAGUAGCUUCGAUAGUGGAGAGCCGUUUCAGAACCAACCUCAACCUGAGGGGGAUGAUGGCAUCCCGACGAUCUGCUACUGUGGGAGUGAGCCGGUU
Brassica oleracea var. oleracea is the source of this 910-nucleotide messenger RNA. RefSeq lists its product as uncharacterized. The record is from RefSeq and is a predicted model, not a curated record. NCBI's taxonomy places the organism in Eukaryota, Viridiplantae, Streptophyta, Magnoliopsida, Brassicales, Brassicaceae.